AUGAAAGUGAGACUUGAGACUCCUCCGGAUCGAUUGCGAAGACAUCGACAUCCAGCUGUCCCGCGGAAAUCGCUGCGGCACGCACGCGACUAUAAUCGUCAACACACGGUUGAUGCGGCGGCACACAAUAAGGUGGUGGCGGCACGCAAAAGGUUAACGGUGGCACUGAAAAUUAUUACCAACGGCACACGUGAUAGUGGCGGCACACGUGAAACGGCAAACCGUAGCGGCGGCACGCAAAAUUGA
Messenger RNA from Macrosiphum euphorbiae (potato aphid), 246 nucleotides. The record is from the annotation of a GenBank genome assembly. Lineage: Eukaryota; Metazoa; Arthropoda; Insecta; Hemiptera; Aphididae.